AUGUCUGCGUCGCCAACCAUCGCGACCUCCUCCACCAAGCGACCCCUCGAAGAGCCCUCCUCGCCCUCCGGUCCCAAUGACCAGCCCGAUGCCAAGCGCCCUGCUCUGGACAAGGUUGUCAAUGAGCCGGCUGCCGAGGACAUCGACACGGCGCAGCCAGUGAAAGCUGAGGACAUUGCGCCCGAAAACAUCAACGCUGAGGGUGACGCUGAGGCCGAGGUAAUUGCUGAAGGAGCUCUGGCCAACGAGAAUGGUGCUAAGGAAGAUGCGCAGACGGACACUUCAACCUCCGGUGCCAAUGGCCGUCCCGCUGCCCACACCCAGCACCAAGACGAAACUAACUGGCUGCAUCUGCGUGCUUGCAUUGGUACCAGCGAAGCUGCCACCAUCAUUGGAAAAGGUGGUGAGAAUGUCACCCAGAUUCGACGUCUCUCCGGCGCUAAAUGCACCGUGAGUGACUAUGCACGGGGCGCUGUAGAGCGCAUCCUGACGGUUAGUGGCCAGGUUGAUGCUGUAUCAAAGGCUUUUGGCCUCAUUGUGCGUACUCUCAAUCAAGAGGACCUUGAGACCGCUUCCACGGGCACUUCUAAGGCUUACCCCAUGCGUUUGCUGAUCCCGCACAUUCUCAUUGGCUCCAUCAUUGGCAAGGGUGGAGUUCGCAUACGCGAGAUUCAGGAAGCGUCCAAUGCCAAGCUAAACGCUUCAGACACCAUGCUGCCCAACUCCGGCGAACGAUCCCUUGUCGUGCUGGGCGUCGCCGAUGCUGUACACAUUGCUGUAUACUAUGUGGCACAAACUCUUGUAGAGCAACUGACGGAACGUUUCGGCGGUCCAGCUGCAUCCCAGUAUGCCACUCGUAGCGGAACUGCGGCGAACGUUGUGCCCGGCGGUAUGUCUGUUCAGCCCUACAUUCCCCAGCCCGCUGGCGGCCAGUACAACUACCCCGACAAUUAUCGUCGACAAGCCCAUCCUGCGCAGCGCACUCCUGUGCAUGGUCAACACCCCCCAAUAUGCAUGCCAUAUGGUGCUGGCUCACCUGCGCGUGGCCACUACGGCGCUCCCACACCGCAGCCUGGCCCCUAUGGUGGACACCACGCCGCUGCCCCAGUUGCACAUGGACAUGGUGCAGUGCCUAACCAGCCUCCUGUUCAGGUACCCGGUCAGCCGCUCACACAGCAGAUUUACAUUCCCAACGACAUGGUCGGAGCUAUCAUUGGUAAGGGCGGUGCUAAGAUCAACGAAAUUAGACAAUUGAGCGGUAGCGUCAUCAAGAUCAACGAACCGACCGACAACAGCAACGAGCGUCUUGUCACAAUCACAGGCACUCAAGAGUGCAACCAAAUGGCGCUGUACAUGCUCUAUUCUCGACUCGAAUCGGAAAAACACCGAAUCUAA
Didymosphaeria variabile is the source of this 1395-nucleotide messenger RNA. It is a transcript of the gene PBP2, whose product is annotated as PAB1 binding protein. Gene Ontology annotation, cellular component: cytoplasm; nucleus. The coding region runs from base 1 to 1395 and encodes 464 amino acids. The transcript has 6 exons. Gene Ontology annotation, molecular function: mRNA binding. The record is from RefSeq and is a predicted model, not a curated record. Gene Ontology annotation, biological process: regulation of gene expression; regulation of RNA metabolic process. Lineage: Eukaryota; Fungi; Ascomycota; Dothideomycetes; Pleosporales; Didymosphaeriaceae.